AUGGAAACAAAGAAAACAGUUGAUAAAGAUGAGAGCACUAAGUCCCAAGUGAAAAGUGAUUCUUCCAAUCGAGUAUCCCUCGUGAAACGAUUUGACGAAAUUUGUUUCUCCAUCGGAGACUGCGAUGCUGUUGAGCUCAUUGAUGCCGAAGAUGGCACAACGUCGUCUGUUUGCUAUUUCGAACUGCAGGAACACAGCAAAUCACUCGCUGCUCAACUAUUCCACCGUUAUCGUCCAGAUUACGUCUUGGUGGAUUGCAAGGGGUGGGUAGUUCCAGAAGCUGUAGCAACUCUGGCGUGUAUGAGACUUGAGGUUCCUUUUGUUCCAGUCUCGUGUUACGAUCAGCACCGACCUGGCAAGUUGGAGCAAGUGGUCCACUUGUUGCAACAGCAGAAGAAAACAAAGAAACAUACAUCUUCUACCUUACCAUCCGUGGUGGUGGCCGUCACG
This is a messenger RNA of Cylindrotheca closterium, 450 nucleotides long. The record is from the annotation of a GenBank genome assembly. Lineage: Eukaryota; Bacillariophyta; Bacillariophyceae; Bacillariales; Bacillariaceae.